Austrofundulus limnaeus is the source of this 1189-nucleotide messenger RNA. RefSeq names its product tripartite motif-containing protein 67. Gene Ontology annotation, cellular component: cytoplasm. Lineage: Eukaryota; Metazoa; Chordata; Actinopteri; Cyprinodontiformes; Rivulidae. Gene Ontology annotation, molecular function: zinc ion binding; protein binding. The record is from RefSeq and is a predicted model, not a curated record.
UGGAGUCCGGACCCUUGGUGCCGCCCGCUCCCCUCCUGCAGCUGGAGAAGUGCUGCACCAGGAACAACAGCGCCACCUUGGCCUGGAGGGUGGCAGCGCCCGCGGAGAGCCCCAUCGAGGGCUACAUCCUGGAGCUGGAUGACGGCAACGGAGGGCAGUACAGGGAGGUGUAUGUGGGGAAGGAGACAGUGUGCACGGUGGACGGGCUGCAUUUUAACAGCUCCUACAAUGCCCGGGUGAAAGCCUACAACAACACUGGUGUUGGACCAUACAGCAAGACCGUGGUGCUGAAGACCUCUGACGUGGCAUGGUUCGCCUUCGACUCCACCUCAACCCACCGGGACAUUGUUCUGUCUAAUGAAAACCAGACAGCUUCCUGUAACAGCUACGAUGACCGUGUGGUUCUGGGGACUGCUGCGUUUUCUAAGGCGAGGCAUCUUUUUUUUAACAUUUCACAGAAUCAUUACAUGGGUCAAGUUUGUGAAUCCCACCAAACGUUUUUACUUUCCCUCAAACCUCAGGGCAUUCACUACUGGGAGGUCAGCGUCGAUCGCUAUGAUAACCACCCGGACCCUGCGUUUGGCGUGGCGAGGAUCAACACCAUGAAAGAGAUGAUGCUGGGGAAGGAUGACAAAGCCUGGGCCAUGUAUGUGGACAACAACCGCUCCUGGUUUAUGCACAACAACUCCCACACCAAUAGAGCAGAGGGAGGCAUCACUAAGGGCUCGACCGUGGGCGUCCUGUUGGAUCUGACCAAACGUACCUUAACUUUCUUCAUAAACAAGGAGCAGCAUGGACCAACAGCCUUUGAGAACCUGGACGGCGUUUUUGUUCCUGCUGUUAGCCUCAACAGAAACGUUCAGGUGACCUUACUGACAGGCCUGGAGGUGCCAAAGAAUAUCAAACAGUAAGAGCUCCGUCCUGCUCCCCAAGCGUGCCCUGGAUACAAACCUUCGAUGUCACGAGCAGCCGAGGCUGAAACCCCCCACCAACAUGUCAGAGGGGAUUUAUCCUGUCCUCCAGGCGCCCUUUGUCUCCAAUACGAUAUUUAUGGGAUACAUCUGAGCCCUGACUGGCUCUAAAUACCCCCGGACGUCAAAACAAACAUUAUACAUGCCCCAAUUUUAUAUGGGGUGCCAUUUGUGACAUUACACAGUCAAAAAUUACCACCAAUAUUUUUGUUUUAUUU